UGUUACGUCAUUUCCUUUUCUCCGGUGAGGCGGCGGCCAUAUUUGCUUAGGUUUGAAAUGGCGAAUAAUAGCGCGGCGGCCCUUGCCGGGACCCCGCAACCCGCUCAGACAGGCGGCGGUGGGAGCAAACCGGCGCCUUCAGGGAAGCCUGGGAACGUGCUGCCACUGUGGGGCAAUGAGAAGACUAUGAACCUGAACCCCAUGAUCCUCACCAACAUUUUGUCCUCUCCCUAUUUCAAGGUGCAGCUGUAUGAGCUGAAGACGUACCAUGAGGUGGUGGAUGAGAUCUACUUUAAGGUAACUCACGUUGAACCAUGGGAGAAGGGCAGUCGAAAAACUGCUGGGCAGACAGGGAUGUGCGGAGGGGUGCGUGGGGUUGGAACUGGAGGCAUUGUAUCAACGGCAUUUUGUCUACUGUAUAAGCUGUUUACAUUGAAGCUGACAAGAAAACAAGUAAUGGGUCUCAUCACACACACAGACUCCCCGUACAUCAGAGCACUUGGUUUCAUGUAUAUAAGAUACACACAACCUCCUACGGAUUUGUGGGAUUGGUAUGAAGAUUUUCUUGAUGACGAAGAGGACUUAGAUGUGAAGGCUGGUGGAGGUUGUGUCAUGACCAUAGGAGAGAUGCUACGUUCCUUUUUGACAAAACUGGAAUGGUUUUCCACCCUGUUCCCAAGGAUCCCUGUUCCUGUGCAGAAACAUAUAGACCAGCAGAUAAAAGCCAGGCCAAGGAAGGUGAAGAAAGAUAAUGCCGAGGAGACUGAGGAAGCUGACCGCCAUGUUGAAAGACGGCGAUCCAGGUCUCCAAAAAGAUCUUUGAGCCCUCGGAGAUCUCCCAGACGGUCACGAAGCAGAAGUCAUCACCGAGAUCACCAUGGAACAACAAGUUUUGAGAGGGAACUAGAGCGUGAAAAGGAACGUCAAAGAUUGGAACGCGACUCAAAGGACAAACGCCGUUCACGAAGUCACGAACGUGGUAUAGACCGUAGGAGAAGUAAAAGCAGAGACCGCAAGACAGACCGGCGUGAACGAGACAAGGAAAAGGAGAAUGACAAGAACAGAAAACGGGACUCUGAUAAAAAGGGUAAUGGGAAGGAAAAGGAUUCCGAUAGACCACGAGAUCGUUCAAAGGAACGCAAGCGGAGCGAAGAAAAAAAAGACAGAGAAGACAAGCGACACAGAGAAGAUAAAGAUUCUCGUAAGGUGAGGAGGCAUAGCAGGAGCAGAAGCAAAGAGAGAAAACCACGAAAGAGCAAGAGCCCUAGCAAGAAUGCACGCGGGAGAAGCCGGAGCAAAGAAAAGUCAAACCGACACAAAGAGAAACCAAACAAGCGUAGCCGGAGCAGUAGUCGUGAUCAGACAGACAGUGUGGAAAAGUCCAGAAAGAAGGAGCGCAGCACAAGCAGGGAGAGACCACGUAAACGAAGCAGAAGUAAGGACCGAGGUCAUAAACGGGAGCAUGAAAGCAAGGACCACGACCGCCAUAGUGCUGAGUUUGAUGAAAAACAGAGAGGCAAAGAUGAGACUCAGUGACAUUUUACUGAAUGGAUCACAUUGAAUCCUUCAUCCCCUUUUCUCCUUUUUUUCUAUUGGUUUAAAUUUAGUGCUCUUCCAUUGCCCUGUUUUUGUUUUUUCAAAAUCCUAACCUGUUUAGCACUCGUAUAUUUUUUCUUUAUUUUUUUUUUCUUCAUUUCAUUAUUGUUACAGAAAAGUUGUUUAUGUAGGGAAGUGCCUUCUUGGGAAACCAAGUACAUUGGACAGAACUUUUUCCCUUCCCUACAAGUGCUGAAUCUCUGCUCUCAUGCAGCUACUGUUCAGUUUUUAUUGGGUCAGUGUUCCUGAAUUGUACACCCGUUCCUGAGAAUGCCCUGCUGUUUUAAUUCCUCUGACGUAAUGGACCUGCAGGUUCUGUAUGACUGAGGCAUUCAUUUGGCCACUUUUCUUGUUCUAACGCUCGUGAGGUUUGCGGUUAUCCGCCUGACGCUGCGUGCAUGGCUUAGCUGACAUUUUGAUAGGAUGGCUAUCUAAUGAAUUAUUUUUUUUUUUUUUUCUAAAACUGAAACGAAUGCAGACAUGACAUUUGAAUUUUGUGUUGUCCAGUUGUAAACAGUUUUUAAAAAAAAGA
Nanorana parkeri is the source of this 2128-nucleotide messenger RNA. RefSeq names its product pre-mRNA processing factor 38B (gene PRPF38B). Bases 58 to 1536 code for a protein of 492 amino acids. The transcript is spliced from 6 exons. Lineage: Eukaryota; Metazoa; Chordata; Amphibia; Anura; Dicroglossidae. The record is from RefSeq and is a predicted model, not a curated record. Gene Ontology annotation, cellular component: precatalytic spliceosome.